This is a messenger RNA of Dicentrarchus labrax (European seabass), 5656 nucleotides long. It is a transcript of the gene efcab6, whose product is annotated as EF-hand calcium binding domain 6. The coding region runs from base 53 to 4696 and encodes 1547 amino acids. Gene Ontology annotation, cellular component: nucleoplasm. Gene Ontology annotation, molecular function: calcium ion binding. Lineage: Eukaryota; Metazoa; Chordata; Actinopteri; Moronidae. The transcript is spliced from 31 exons. The record is from RefSeq and is a predicted model, not a curated record.
AGUGUCAUUUAUCACCCUCCUGGCUCUCCACACACACCAGUUUCACCACAGUAUGGCCAAGCUGCUGCCCCCUCACUCUGGACUGGGACCACUGGUCAUUGGCUCGCGGGCUCAAACGGCUCCGAGCAUUACCACACACUCCUACACAGGAGGAAGACAGACAGGUGGGGGGUCCAGGCAGACAUGGAUCCACACAGACAGAAUCCACCCAGUGACGUACCAUCCAGGUCGACGGCUCACCCUGGAGCAGGUGGAGCCUCUGAUCCACAGCAGACUGGCAGACAUCAAGUCAGCCUUCAUGGCGGUGGACCCUGAUGGGACAGGGCUGGUGAGCAAAGAGGAAUUCAAAAGAGUCCUAGAGAGGCUGCUGCAUGUCAGCCAGAGCCAGCUCCACACUGUGCUCCAUGAGGUACGUGAGAGGAGCGGUGAAACUAUGGACUACAUGCAGUUCCUGAGGAGCUUCAGACGAGCUCCCGCGGCCCAGAGAGCCUGCAGCAGCCGCAGCAGUGUGAGGCGUGGUCCACAGAACACUUCCAUGUCCCUGUCUGAGAUACAGAAGCAUCUCAAAGAUAAGAUCGGAGGCAACCUGAGGACCGUGAUCAGAGUGUUCCGCCUGUUUGAUUACAACCGAGAAGGACACAUCCAGCAGCAUGAGUUUCGCCGCAUCCUGGAUAACUACUGCAUCCACCUGACAGACAAGGAAUUUCAGAGGUUGUGGAAGCACUACAGUCCCAAUAACACGUCCACCAUUUCCUAUGAACUAUUCCUGGAGAAGCUAGGCUUUGGCGACAGCCAUAACUUCAGGAUUGCUCCAGUGUGCACUAAGCUAGAGGUGUCCAGCCGAGGGACAACUCCACCUGAGAAAGUCAAACAGAGGAAGCAGACACCAGAAUCACUUUCCCGCUCAUGCGAUGCUCCAUCAGUCCUGCCACACAGGAAGCUGCAGACUCUCUUCUAUUACAAGAUGUGUAUGAACUCUACCCCGGUGUGGCAAGCACUGCAGGCCUUUGACACCACCCACUCUGGCCUGGUAAAACAGGAUGUCCUCAGGGCCGUUCUCAGCAGCUUUAUAUUUCCCAUGAACCCUCACUCCUUCCAGAAGCUGACCAGUCGCUAUGGUGUGAGAGCAACAGGGCCAGUGAGGUGGAAAAACUUCUUGGGCCACUUCAUGAGCCCGCUCAAAGAAGACUGCGACACAAAUCUUCACCCCGACGGGGCCUUUGAGCAGCCUGUCCCAGAUGAAGACAACUUGCAUCUCCAGGACACUUACACUCGACUGAAAGAGAUCUUCCAUCUGUUGGACACGAAGGAGGCAGGUUGGAUCACUCGAGCAGACCUGCGACAUUUGCUGGAGAGACCGGGUGGGACCCAACCCCGAACCUCCCUGCCCCGCCUUCAACACUCACAGAUCACAGAGCUGGUCAAUGCACUGGACCCAGAACACACUGGGGUCAUACAGCUGGCCAGCCUGGAGAGACUCAACCCCAGCAUCAUCUCUGCUCCCACAGCCCCCAACCCGUCCCCAUUACCCUCCCCUGCUAAUGCUGCAGAGCCCCUGGAUGACUCCGAGGAAACUGAAGUCACUGCUGUACGCUUGUAUAAACAUUUGCUAGGAUGUGUGUGUAGGCUUGUUUACUGUACUCGAAGGGUCCAAAAACUAGAAACUCAGCAUACUUGUGGGUUUGAAAAAGUGUCUGUGGCAUCUGCUUCAUGGAGAACAGUGGAGAAUGUACUGCUGGACAAACUGUGUGAGCAACUCAGUUCAGUAGUGGCAGCUCUGAAGCUGUGUGACCCUCGGCACACUGGAUAUGUUGCACAGGAAGAUCUGAAGGAGGUCUUAAGCUGCUAUGGCGUGCCCAUCUCAGACACACACUUCAACAAGCUCUGUGAGACAUCCAGCUGUAGACCUGGCAGUUCUUCUAAGCUUGUUUAUUACACUGGCUUUCUCAAAAACCUGGGUGUACCACUAACAGAUGAAAUACACGCAUCAUCAUGCCACGAGGAGAGUUGCCAUACUGAGAGGCCAUGCACAUCACCUUCGUCAACCCCACAGUCAGUCAGGGGACAGAUGACUCCCUCCAGCCUGCAGGUCGGUCCAGACACCUGCAACAUCUUGGACAUUGUUUUCCAGAGGAUGAGACUGAGGUUAGAGCAACGCCACACCAGCCUGACUGACCGCAUCCAAGUCAUCACCCACAGCUCUGAUGGGACGCUGUCAGAGACAGAUGUACGAAAGAUACUAGAGGACAGCUGGGUCAUCUUGGACAAUGAGAAUUUCAACAAGUUCACUGAACUGCUGGGCUUCAGGGACGGACGGAUGGAGUGCUCGGUGUUCCUGGCGAUGUAUGAGGAGGCCGUGGCCAGGGCCGGGCAGCAGGACUCUGAGGGUCAUGGUGACAAGGAUGAGGUCGACUCCCAGCUUACUUCUGCUGAGCAGUGCCUGGCUGUCAUGAAGACCCGGAUCAAGACCAUCCAUGGGGACAACCUGACAGCGUUCCGCCUGAUGGACAGGAAACGUAAAGGCGUGGUUGACUGCCAUGAUUUCAAGGUGUUGUACAACAGCGUGGGAUUUUUCUACAGGGAGGAAGAGUACCAGCGGCUCCUGGAUCUGAUCGGCCUGCAUCCCGGAAGCAACCUCAACUACACAGAAUUUGUCGACGUUAUUGAAAAUAAUGGCAAGCGCAACAAACAAGGGACACAAACAACUAGUGUACAAGAGCAGCUCCAUGAACUUCUGGCCAGUGAAGCUCGCUACAAGUGGGCAGACAUGUCUAAGGUGCUGUGCCAGUUUGACACAGACGGCCAGGGUUGGAUCCAUAAAAAGAGCCUGAGGGGACUGCUCUUCACCUAUGCACUCCCCCUGAGAUCUGAUGAGUUUGACCAGCUUUGGUCGAGGUAUACCCCAGAGGGGCAGGGCUGUGUAGCGGUUGGUGACUUUCUAGAAAAGCUGGGCUUUCAUCAUGAAGGUGAACUUGGGCCUCGGAGGCAGAAACUGAACCAAACUGUUGCACAACAGGAUGCUGACGGAUCAGUUUCCUCUGAUGCUGCCUCACUGGAGUGUAUAGAACAGACUCUGCAGGACAACUACAAGGGGCUGAGCGACUCACUCACUCACCUGGAGACGAGGGGCGACGGCACAGUGACAGUGGAGCAGCUGUUGAGCCUGUUACACACCUACAGCUGCUCCGUCCAGAGAGAGCAGCUUGUAAAUCACCUGCACAGGCUUAAGGUUUCCAUGGAUGAUGAGUGUAAGAGGCUAGCUUACAUGGAUUUCCUGUCUGCAUUUGACCAUCAACCAGAGAAGUAUGAGCCUCCUCCUGCAUCCCCUGAUGCUGUGCGUCAGAUGGAGUCUUUGGACAGCCUCAGUCCAGGCGUGGCUCUGGCUAGGAUGCAAGAACUAGUUGCUGCCUCAGCAACUAAUCUGUACAAGGCAUUCUUGGCCUUUGACCGGAGUGGGACAGGGAUGAUUAAAUCGCUGGAAUUUCGUCAGGUGCUGGAUAAUUUUUGUGGCCGCCUAUCAGACAAACAGUACAGAUACAUGCUGACCAAACUGGAGCUGGACUAUGAGAACUGCACUGUUAACUGGAAGGACUUCCUUAACAAGUUUCAAUCACAGAGCCCACUGAUGUCAGCAGACAGUUGCCUGAGCAGAACUUGUGAGAAAGGGGCUAAAACCAGAUCAGGACGGACCAAGACCUCUGAAAAUACAGAGCACCUGCAGCAGAUCCAGGAAGUGGUCUCAGGUCACUUGUGUGAAAUCAGCAGAGAGUUGAUGGAUUUGGACCCAUCCAACAGCACAACAGUCUCUAAAGAGCAGUUCAGACAGCUGUGUGAUCGGCACAGCCUGAGACUCACAAAUGAUCAGUUUGAGUGUGUGUGGAGUCAGAUGCCUGUGAAUGAGCAGAAGAAGCUGCAGUACAGAGAGUUUCUGAAGCGAUAUGGUGCUCUGGGCAGGUUCCCCCGUACAGAAACAGGGGGUCCCACAAACAGUGUCCCAUUGGCUUCCCCUGAGCCCAGAGAAACUGCAGGUGCCAUUCUGCAACGCACUAAGUCUGCCCCCCAGUGCACCUCCAGGCGUCCUCUCUCAGUGGGGAGGCCAGGAACAGGAAGCCCGCUGGGCAGCACAGGGAGGACGCUGCGUGGGACGGUGCAGCACUGCUGGAAGGAGAUCCAAAGAAAGUGUGCCGAGGAAGACCCUCAGCAGGAGGGUCACCUCAGCACUACCUCCUUCCUGGAGAUCCUCCACUCUCUCAGCAUCGAUGUGAGUCGGGAGCAGUUUGAGCAUCUGGCUGUGAAGUUUGACAUCAUGAAUAAUGGCUGUGUUUCAUAUCACAACUUCCUCCGUCACUUCCUCCUGAACCUUAAACCAGUGGAGGCCAAGAGGGCAUUUGAGCGUCGUAAACUCCCACCUCCUAUUACACCGACGAGCCAGGGUGUUCUGAGCAAAGACUGUGUGGAGGUCAUGCUGAGGAUCUACGAUGUGGUCUGCUCCUCCUGGACCUCCAUCAGACGUUGCUUCCUGACAUCGGACCACACCCGCACGGGAAUCAUCUCAGUGCGGGACUUCAGGAAGGUGCUGCGCCAUUUCAGCGUGAAUCUGUCGGAGGAGGAGUUCUUCCACCUCAGCUCCUACUUCGAUGCCAACACCACGGGGAAGAUCUGCUACAACAACUUCCUCUGGGCGUUUCUUCACUGACCUUCACUCUGAUGCCUGCAGCUGCUUCAGGAAGCAACCAGCUAGGUAUCGAUGUGAGGAAGGUUCCAUCAGAUCUUUGUGCAGCGAUCAUGGCUGUGUUAUAGAGCCACGGGAGUGACGAGGAGUCUGUCGGAGCAGCAGCGGCUCAUUAGUCACGUGAGUUAAAUGUUCACUGCGUCAGAACUUAUUUGAAAAGUGUUUCCAUGUUCCAGUAAGCGCAGUAACUCUUUUUUUAGAAAAACGCAAAAACUGGCUCAAGUGAGUGGAAAAACUUUUUUGCAAAGUUGAAAAGGUUUGCUUUUAAUUUUGUUUAACCUUUUCUAACGCUAUACUUCAGAACACACAUAAAAUGACUUUGAUGGAGACACAGCUAUAGACCGUAAACGUUUAUCGCAAUCAUCCAGGUCAACUUUUUCGUGGAGACGCUGUUAGCAGCAAAGCUUCAGUCAACUGAUUUGUAAUUUUAGAAUCGGACCAUUGAGCGGUUCAUGGUACAUUUAGAUUGAGCCAAUGUAGUUGCAUCUAUUAUGUUGAAACCGAUUUCCGACUCAUAUUAGUAAAUCUUUACACCACUAAUGUUUUUAAUUUAUUAUUUUUUCCUCUGUGUACCAUAGCUUUAGAAACCAGUGCUCCAGGUGGUACAAUAUCUUGAUAAAGUUGAAUUUAAAUCACAGGACUAGAGUUCUCAUUGAAGAUGUUCAUCCGAAAAGAUUCUGCAUUUCAAACUUGACUGUUUAUCCUCACGGUUUUAUAGUAAGACAUCAUCAGACCAGCAUGUUGUCUGUGUUCUAGGGACUCCAAAUUUUGAAAUGAUGUGCUUGAUGUAUAUUUAUCUGUGUUAUUAAGCUGCAGUGCCUCUAUACACCCUGCGUACAAGUCUUAAACUUAACCCUAAUCCUAACCGUUCCCAUUUAAAAGGUGAAGAUCAGCCAAAAAUGUCCUCAGUUUAAGCACCUAAAA